Messenger RNA from Cryptomeria japonica (Japanese cedar), 1910 nucleotides. RefSeq names its product ornithine aminotransferase, mitochondrial. The record is from RefSeq and is a predicted model, not a curated record. Gene Ontology annotation, molecular function: identical protein binding; pyridoxal phosphate binding; L-ornithine transaminase activity. Lineage: Eukaryota; Viridiplantae; Streptophyta; Pinopsida; Cupressales; Cupressaceae. The transcript has 10 exons. Gene Ontology annotation, cellular component: cytoplasm. Bases 172 to 1590 code for a protein of 472 amino acids.
AAAAACGUAUGCGGCCUAGUUAUCGGAGGCGGGGGAUACCUACAAAUUGUACGUUGGAGGAGAUAAAGAGGAGCCACAAGGGAGGCGGAAGAGAUUAAAGAUAAACAAAGGAAGUGUUCAACUCAUAUGUAGUAUACAUUUCGAGGCAAGGCAAGGCAAGGCAAGGCCACAAUGAACAACAUGACAAUGGCGAUGAGGAGGCGACCUGAAAUCCUUCGAUUGUUGUGUCGCACUAUAAUGUCAGCGUCUUCCUCUUCUGAGCAGAUCGUUAAGUCUUGCUCUUCCGAUGAGAUGAUAAAGUAUGAACAAGAGUACAGUGCUCAUAAUUAUCAUCCAAUUCCUGUGGUUUUUUCCAAGGCAAAGGAUGUACAUGUAUGGGAUCCUGAGGGUCGCAAGUAUUUGGAUUUCCUUUCAGCUUACUCGGCGGUUAAUCAAGGACAUCGCCAUCAAAAGAUUUUGGAUGCAUUAGUUGAACAAGCGCAGCAGAUGACUCUCAGCUCUAGAGCUUUCUACAAUGACAAAUUUCCUGUCUUUGCAAAGUAUCUUACGAACUUGUUUGGCUAUGACAUGGUGCUUCCGAUGAAUACUGGAGCUGAGGGUGUUGAAACAGCUCUAAAACUGGCAAGGAAAUGGGGUUAUGAGAAGAAAGGCAUUCCAAAAAAUGAGGGAAUUAUUGUUUCUUGCUGUGGCUGUUUCCAUGGCCGCACUUUGGGUGUAAUCUCAAUGAGUUGUGACAAUGAAGCUACCCGUGGGUUUGGGCCGUUCCUCCCUGGUCAACUUAAAGUGGACUUUGGAGAUGUUUCUGCCCUUGAAACUAUUUUUGAAGUGCAUGGGGACAAGGUUGCUGGAUUUCUCUUUGAACCCAUUCAAGGAGAAGCAGGAGUCAUUCUUCCACCAGAGGGCUAUAUCCAAUCGGUCAGGGAACUUUGCUCAAAAUAUAAUGUUUUGAUGAUUGCUGAUGAAAUACAAACCGGCAUUGCUCGGACAGGAAAGUUAUUAGCAAUUGAUUGGGAAGGUGUCCGGCCUGAUGUAGUUAUUCUAGGAAAAGCAUUGGGUGGAGGAGUGCUCCCAGUAAGUGCUGUGCUCGCUGACAAGGAUGUGAUGCUUUGCAUAAAGCCUGGUGAACAUGGAAGUACGUUUGGAGGAAACCCACUGGCAAGUGCUGUCGCUAUAGCUUCACUUGAAGUUGUUGUAGAGGAAAAACUGGCUGAGAGGGCUGUUGAGAUGGGACAAGUCUUUAGGAACCAGUUCUUGGAUCUUCAGAAUGCACACCCAGACAUCAUAAAGGAGGUCAGAGGACGGGGAUUGCUAAAUGCUGUGGAAUUAAAUGCAAAGGGAUUAUCUUCCGUUUCUGCUUUUGACAUAUGUCAACAACUGAAGGAAAGGGGAAUUCUAGCAAAGCCUACACAUGACACUAUUAUCAGAUUUUCUCCUCCUCUUACAAUCAGAUUAGAGGAACUGAGCGAGGCAGUCAAGGCAUUUAAAGAGGUUCUGGAGCAUGAUUUACCCAAGAUGCGCCAACAAUUACAGGGUUCUGUUACUGAGCACAAACCUAGUGCAUGUGAUCGUUGUGGCCGGCAUAAAUACUAAGAUACCAGCAACAGAUCUUUGAAGAGGAAUCAAAUUGUUUUCAUGAGUAUAAAUAAUAUCCUCGAAGCAAGCUCUUUGUUUGUAAUCUAUAAAUAACACAUGGUUGAGAUGAAAGUACUCUUAUGGGUUUGGUAUUUACCCUUUCCAUUCCAUGGACUGAUUAUUAAAAUUAUGUAUCUUGGGCACUGUUUUGAAUUUCGUUAUUUGCGAUCUCACUUCCAAAUACCCUUCCAAGUAUCAUUUUUAUAUUGAUUUCCAUAAAUUUGUACAUCCUUAUAUAUAAUGAUAUAAGCGAUGUCAAGGGCAUUAAAUUUUGUUAA